UAGGCUGGCACCAAGGCCAGAUAAAAAUUAUAGCUUGCGACGAUGAGAGAUCGGUUCAACUGUAUAAAGAGGCCAUCUCCAAAGUCGGCGAAGUGUACCCAAAUGCCAAGCUAGUGGUCGUGGACAGGAAGGAUAUUCCGUCCAGGCCGCGAGCAAGGGUUUGGUUACCUUCAACCGUCGAAGACCCGGAAGAGAUUAUGAAGCUCAUUCGGGUCUGCAAUCCGGACAUCCCAACGCAGGAAUGGAGGUAUGUCAAAACUCUCACAAACAAAAAUAGCGCAGAAGAAUCGAAAGAGCAGAAGCGCGCCACCAUGCAGGCUCUCCUGCUCCUCACAGAGAAUUCAAUCGAACCAUUAGCGAAAUGCGAUGGGCAUCUGAGAUACGGUUUUGUAAAGGUGAAACUUCACAUUUACAAAACAGACACAGAUGCAAUUGAGUUCCUCGCCACUAAGGAAGGUGAAAAGCACAUGGGCGAACUAGAACCCAUGAGCGAAACCGAGCCAAUGAGCGAAGACGACCGGCCCACCGAAGAAGAAUACGCCUCUUCAGGCUCAGAAAUGGGCUUAGGGAGGCUGUACUUCGAACGGGAGGAUAAACCUUCAUCACUGUAAAGAAGCCUGCCUUGCCCUCCUGGAGCGUCUGGCAGAAGAUCAGCCGGACGUAGUCCUCAUCCAGGAACCCUGGGUACGGAAUGGCGAAAUCUGCGGUCUGAGGACAUCAGGGUAUAAGGUAUACAAGACCAAUGGUGAAGGUACUAAAAGA
Messenger RNA from Anastrepha obliqua, 762 nucleotides. RefSeq lists its product as uncharacterized. The coding region runs from base 198 to 611 and encodes 137 amino acids. The record is from RefSeq and is a predicted model, not a curated record. The transcript has 2 exons. NCBI's taxonomy places the organism in Eukaryota, Metazoa, Arthropoda, Insecta, Diptera, Tephritidae.